AUGACUACUACGAUAAUAACAUUUCAAUCUAUCUAUAGAAUGAAAUAUAUUAGACAAUUGAUAUUCAAUCAUAUUAAUAAUAUAUCAAAUCAAUUGUAUCAAGGGAGUAUUUUUGAUGGUAGAGGAAGAUCAUUAAAAGGAAGAGAUAUCAUCAAGUUAACAUUACCUCGACUCGAAAUGGUAUCAAAGUUUGCAAUGCCAUGGAACUAUAUUUGUCAUUAUCUACCAACAGAUGUUGAUGAAAUAGAAUUCAAACAAAGAAAAAGAGCUAUUACUCAAUACUGUCAUCAUCCCAAUGCAACGUUGGAUACACUCGUACAUCUAUUGGAAUGGUCUCCCACCGUUCAAAUUGAAUGGCACUACUUGAAAAACAGUGGUUGUGAUAUAAGUAAUCAAGAGAUAUUAGAGUAUCUCAUCAAGAGGUGUUCUGUAGCUGUUGCUGGAGAUUCGAAUUACUUUCUCGUUUGGGCAAUGAAUAGUGCAUGCCUGAAUGGGUAUCUCGAGAUUGUCAAGUUGCUAGACUCUAUCAAAGAUGAUUUAAAAAUAGAUAAAACAGCAAUGGACAGAGCUAGUAGAGUAUCAAUUGACAUUGUAAAGUAUUUACAUGAGAAUAGAACUGAAGGGUGUAGUCAUUAUGCAAUGGAUAAUGCUUCAAGUAAUGGUCGUUUAGAUAUUGUAAAGUUUCUUCAUUUUAAUAGAUCUGAAGGUGCAUCAGAGAAUGCUAUGGAUAUGGCAGCUCAAAAUGGUUAUUUAGAGGUUGUUCAAUUCUUACAUGAACAUCGUCAAGAAGGAUGUAGCAAAGUGGCUAUGGAUCAAGCAUCUCGAAAAGGCCAUUUGGAUGUGGUCAGGUAUCUUUCAGAGCAUCGUAGUGAAGGUGCAACAACCGAUGCUAUGGAUUGGGCUGCUGUAAAUAAUAACAUUGAUAUUGUCAAAGUAUGA
Messenger RNA from Cavenderia fasciculata, 939 nucleotides. RefSeq lists its product as uncharacterized. Bases 1 to 939 code for a protein of 312 amino acids. Gene Ontology annotation, molecular function: protein binding. The transcript is spliced from 4 exons. The record is from RefSeq and is a predicted model, not a curated record. Lineage: Eukaryota; Evosea; Eumycetozoa; Acytosteliales; Cavenderiaceae.